Alosa sapidissima (American shad) is the source of this 3205-nucleotide messenger RNA. RefSeq names its product B-cell receptor CD22-like. Lineage: Eukaryota; Metazoa; Chordata; Actinopteri; Clupeiformes; Clupeidae. Bases 164 to 3175 code for a protein of 1003 amino acids. The transcript has 20 exons. The record is from RefSeq and is a predicted model, not a curated record.
GCCACAGUGCUAUGGAGAGAAAAGGGACAAGGUGUAUCUGGUGAUCAAAACAAAAUAUGGCAGACUCAUCCUCACCAACGUCAGCACUGAAGAUGAGGGCAACUAUUCCUGCGCACUGAGGGGCUUUGAUGGACACUCAUCUACAGCAGUGAAGCUUGAAGUCAUGUUUCCUCCCAAGGACACCUCAGUAGCAGUCAGUCCCUCUAGUGAAAUAGUGGAGGGCAGUUCAGUGACUCUGACCUGCAGUAGUGAUGCCAACCCACCAGUGGAGAUCUACACCUGGUUUAAGGUGGAUGAGUCCACUCCAGUAGGAUCAGGACAGCAGUACAGCAUCACUAACAUCAGCUCUGAGGAUGGAGGACAGUACUACUGUGAGGCCAGGAACAAAUAUGGAGCUGAUAACUCUACUGCUGUGUCCAUCACAGUCACAGGCAUUGUAAAACAACAGUAUGCAGCAUUUGUCAUUAUUGGCGUCCUUAUUCUUGGAAUUGUGAGUUUGUCUUGCGCAAUACAUUGGAUCAGAGGAAAGAGUGGCGAUGAAGACCUUGGAGGACAUUUUGGCAGAUCUGAAGGGAGCAAAGCUGUUAAGGGCACCAGAGGGGUGAGUCAGGACUGCACACAGAGAUCAGAUAGCAUCAGAGAUGCUGUUUCUGGUGGCGCCAGAGGUGUGAGUCAGGAUUGCACAACCCAGUAUGCUACUCUGCAUCAACACACAUUUCCUCAUCUGAGGCUGGGUAAGCUUGCUGGCAGCAACACAUGGCCCCCCAGUGUGCCAUUCUGUACCACAACCUAUUUUCUCUCCCCCCGCGUGGUUAAAAGAGACGCUAUGAACCCACAGCAAUGCACCCUGAAUAUACUAUGCUGCAUCACAUCAAUAAUGGUGCAAAGACUCCGCUAUAUGUGUUUGGUUUUCUGUGUGGUCAUGAUCCAAGGAGUUUCUUGUCAGAAAUGGGGAGUAAACUUAACUCAUGACCACAUCUGUGCUGUGAGUGGAUCAUCAGUGGUCAUGUCCUGCUCAUUCACUCAUCCACCUGGUCUCACGGUGACUAAAGUCUUCUGGACCAUAAAUCCUCGGGCAAACAUAGAACCCACUGAUCUGUUAUAUAUGCCAACAUACAAGGACAGAGUCUUGUACAGUGCAGAUAUUGGCAACAACUGCACACUGACUCUGAGGGAGGUGACGGUCGCAGAUGCAGGAGAGUAUCACCCACGGAUUGUUACUGGACAUGAUAAAGAAAAAUGGCUGCAACGACCUGGGCUCCGUUUGACAGUAACAGAACUCUCUGUGUGGAUUUCCAAGCCAGUGACUGAAGGUAGUGAUGUGAAGAUGAGCUGCAAGCACUCCUGUGGAUUGGAAGACAACCCUAGGGUGAUAUGGAGGAAGAAUGGUAAAGAGUUACCUUUUAAUCAAGGACAUAAUAAUGACCUUAUCCUUGUCAAUGUCAGUACUGGAGAGGAGGGUGACUAUGCCUGUGCACUGAGAGGAUUUGAGGAACAUUCAUCUACUUCAGUGAAGCUUGAUGUCAAGUUUGCCCCAAAGAACACCUUCAUUCCAGGCAGUGAAUCUUUUGGUGUUUUUGUGGGAGGUUUAGUGACUCUGACCUGCAGCAGUGAUGCCAACCCACCAGUGGAGAGCUACACCUGGUUUAAGGUGGAUGAGUCCACUCCAGUAGGAUCAGGACAGCAGUACAGCAUCACUAACAUCAGACCUGAGGAUGGAGGACAGUACUACUGUGAAGCCAGGAAUGAAAUUGGUGCCGGGAACUCAUUUCCUGUGCUCAUCACAGUCCUACCAGAAGAGCAAACCACAUUUGUCGCAUUUAUCAUCGUCGGAGUCAUUGUAGCUGCAAUUGUGGGCUUCUCAUGUGCUCUCUUUCACAUGAUUAGAGGACAAACUAAGGAAGAGAUAUCUGUGGAGAGCAGAGCUGCUGGCUCCCCCAGUGUUGCGGCUGCAGGAGCAACAGAGGAUGAUGUCCAGUACUCCACCGUCCAGCCCCACGGCUCCACACAGACCACAGGAGGAGCAGAGGAUCACAUGCAGUACUCCACCAUCCAGCCCCACGGACAGACCGAAGACACUCAGCCAAAGGAGGAGGAGGAGGAGGUCCAGUAUGUCACUGUGCACAUCCUCAGACCUAAAAAGUCAAAUUCCCCUGUCCAACCAGAGGAGGAGCUCACCACCAUCUAUUCUACUGUGACAGCCAUCAAGAAGCCUAAGCAGAACAAACAGCAGAAGAAGAAGAAGCCUGUAGCAACACACAUAGGUAGCACGGUGUAUGUAUUUGGUUUGAACUGGGGAGAGAUCAUCUCAUCUGAUAAUGUCUGUGUUCCAACUGGCUCUUCUGUCGCCAUUCCAUGUUCUUCCACUCUUCUGCCUAAAGAGUCAUUGGAUAAAGUCUUCUGGGUUUAUGAAGACAAAGGAAACAAGAAUGAUAUCGCUUUAACAGAUAAAUUAAAAGGUCGAGUAGAGUAUAGUGACUCUUCACAAGGGAAUUGUACUGUUCUGUUCAAUGAUGUCAAAAAGACAGAUUUCAACAAAUACAAUGUUCACAUCAAACUGAAAAGAAAAAUCAAUGCCUUCAGCAGACCCUCUGGUAUAUCUCUGACAGUCACAGGAGUGGUCACAGGACAAAACGCACAUCUUUGGUGUAAUAACACCUGCAAUCCAGAUGUCCAGAUUGUGUGGAAGAAGAACGGACAACUUUUAUCUGGCCAAGGGACAAGCAUCAGAGAACUCCUCUUCCAAAAUGUCACUGUCGAGCAUGAAGGCAACUAUUCAUGUGCACUUAAGGGUUAUGAAGAUGCCCCCUCUAAUCUGUGGCAGCUUAGUGUCUGGUCUCCCCCGAAAGACAUCUCAGAUUCUGUAGGUGGAGGUUCGGUGACUCUGACCUGCAGCAGUGAUGCCAACCCACCAGUGGAGAGCUACACCUGGUUUAAGGUGAAUGAGUCCAAUCCAGUAGGAUCAGGACAGCAGUACAGCAUCACUAACAUCAGAUCUGAGGAUGGAGGACAGUACUACUGUGAGGCCAGGAACAAAUAUGGAGCUGAGAACUCAACUACUGUGUCCAUCACAGUUACAGGCAUUGGAAAUAACAACCUUGACAGGUACUGUAUGCACUCACUGUGGUUGGAAUCUAUGCAGUCGUGGGGUCCAUCUGUGGCACCGUCUGGAUAAGGUAGGGAAACAGUUUACAUGUGAGCAAAG